Messenger RNA from Thamnophis sirtalis, 3530 nucleotides. The record is from RefSeq and is a predicted model, not a curated record. NCBI's taxonomy places the organism in Eukaryota, Metazoa, Chordata, Lepidosauria, Squamata, Natricidae.
UGAACCGAUCAGGACUAAAUUCCUGGCUUUGGCAGAGUUAGCCUGCAAUGCUGCAUUCUAACCAUUGUGCCACCACAGCUCAGCUACCUUUGAUUUUGAAACAAGCAAAAGGUUUGCUGAGACAGCAAUGGUUUUCCAUUUCUCCCCCAUCUUGAGGGUGGGAGGCAAGUGCAUCAUUGGCUCUGUAAGGGAAAGGCAUCAGUGAUGGUACUGCCACAAAGAGAUGUUUGAGAAAAGUAAUGGAGGCCAAUCCUGCUUUUGGUAGAAUGAAGAGGGAUAAAAAAAGGGGAACCAACCGUUGAAGCAUCAGGGAGGACAGGUUGCUAUUUAAAAGGAUUUGUUUUUUGAGGAUGUUAAUCUCUUUUCUAUUCUUUCUAGUUGAUGAGCAGCCACAGGGAUUCUACUGUGUGCUGUUGCCCUCGGUGGUGCUCUUGGAGUGUACGGAGGGAAGAUGGCAUUCUGGACACAGCUGGGUUUGCUACUAUGGAAGAAUUUCACUUAUAGGAGAAGGCAAACGGUCCAACUACUGAUUGAAAUCACUUGGCCAUUAUUUAUCUUCUUUAUUCUGAUGUCUGUGAGACUGUCCUAUCCACCUUAUGAACAACAUGAAUGUCAUUUUCCAAACAAGGCCAUGCCUUCGGCUGGAACAUUGCCCUGGGUUCAGGGGAUUAUCUGUAAUGCCAACAAUCCUUGCUUUCGUUCCCCGACACCUGGGGAGACACCCCGCAUUGUUGGCAAUUUUAACGAAUCUAUUGUUUACCGAUUGUUCAAUGAUGCCAAACGUUUGCUAUCCUUUAGCCAGGACAGCAGCAUCAAGGAUAUACCUCAAGUGUUGACAAAAGUGCUGAAAUUUGGGAAAUUUGCCUCAGGUAUCAAAGUUCAGGAUUUUCUGGUUGUCAAUGAGACAUUCUCUGAAUUUCUCCACCACAACGCUUCCCUAUCGCAGCCUGAUAUAGAUGAAAUCCUGAAUGCUGAGGUCAAUCUCCAACAGGUCAUUACAUCUGGUUAUCAGAUAAGUGUGGAAGACUUGUGCAAUUUCACCAAGCCUCCAGAACUGGUUGCUAUCAACAAUGGCAGCCGGGCCUUAAUUUGCUCUAUGCCGAAGGAACAACUUGCUUCUCUAGAAAGAGCGUUUCAGGAUAAUAUGGACUUCAUAAAGCCACUUAUGAAAGGGAUCACCUUCAAUUCAACCCUGGAGGAUGUUAAGGGAACUUUGGAGACGCUGACGCAGAGCUUGGGGAACCUUCUUAAAGAGUUAGUGAGCAUGAGAAGUUGGAGUGACAUGAGACAAGAGGUGAUGUUCCUGACCAACAUGAAUUCCACAAGGUCUUCUGCUGAUAUCUACCAGGCAGUAUCUCGCAUUGUUUGUGGCCACCCUGAGGGAGGGGGAUUGCAGAUCAAGUCCUUCAACUGGUACGAAGACCAUAAUUACAAAGCAUUCUUUGGAAGCAACAGCUCUGAAAACGAUGCCAUGGACUUCUAUGAUAAUUAUACUACACCUUUCUGCAAUACCUUAAUGAAGAAUCUGGAAUCGAACCCACUCUCCAGGAUUAUCUGGAGGGCCCUGAAGCCUUUGCUCGUUGGAAAAGUCCUGUAUAGUCCGGACACGCCAGCAACCAGGACAAUUAUGUCAGAGGUCAACAAGACAUUCCAAGAGCUAGGUGUCUUCCAUGAACUUGGAGGCAUGUGGGAAGAGAUUAAACCAAAAAUAAAAACUUUCAUGGAAGAAAACCAGGAGAUGGAUCUUAUUCGGGUUUUGCUGAAGAGUGAGAAUCUUUGGAACCAGUACAUGGUCAACUCAAGAUGGAGCAGGGAGGAGAUUGCCCAAUUCUUGGCAAAACACCCUGAGGAUGUUGGUCCAGUGAAUGGCUCUGUUUACACCUGGCGGGAUGCAUUCAAUGAAACAGAUCGAACCAUUAUGACUAUUUCCCAUUUUAUGGAAUGCAUCAAUUUGAACAAGUUGGAAGCUGUGCCUAAUGAAGGGCGGCUUGUCAGCAAAUCCAUGGAACUGCUGGACCAGAGACGAUUCUGGGCUGGCAUAAUUUUCCCUGAAGUUGCUCCUAAGAGUGUGGAUUUGCCCCAUCAUGUCAAGUAUAAGAUACGGAUGGAUAUCGACAGCGUGGAAAGGACCAACAAAAUUAAGGACAAAUUCUGGGACCCAGGUCCUCGAGCUGAUCCUUUUGACGACAUGCGCUACAUUUGGGGAGGCUUCACUUACUUGCAGGAUGUAAUAGAACAAGCAAUCAUCCGGACUUUGACAGGCUCUGAGAAGAAAACUGGUGUCUAUGUUCAGCAGAUGCCUUAUCCAUGUUACGUGGAUGACACAUUCUUGCGUGUCUUGAGCCGGUCAAUGCCUAUUUUCAUGACUUUGGCGUGGAUCUACUCAGUAGCAGUGAUCAUCAAGGGGAUUGUAUAUGAAAAGGAAGCGCGGCUGAAAGAGACAAUGAGGAUCAUGGGCCUCAACAAUGGCACCCUCUGGCUUAGCUGGUUCAUUAGUAGCCUCAUCCCCAUUCUCAUGAGCGCAGGGUUUCUGACAUUCAUUCUUAAGAAAGGAAACUUGCUGCCCUACAGUGACCCCACUGUGAUUUUCGUCUUCCUGUCUCUCUUUGGUGUAGUAACCAUCUCACAGUGCUUCCUCAUCAGCACCUUCUUCUCCAGGGCCAACAUAGCAGCAGCUUGUGGAGGAAUUAUCUAUUUUACUCUUUAUUUGCCAUAUGUCUUAUGUGACGCCUGGCAGAACUAUAUCAGUUUCUCUGUCAGAAUAUUUGCAAGCCUACUUUCUCCUGUUGCCUUUGGAUUUGGCUGCGAGUAUGUUUCCCUGUAUGAAGAACAGGGGAUUGGAUUGCAGUGGAACAGUUUCUUUGAACGCCCUGUGGAAAAAGACAACUUCAACUUGACCAUAGCUGUAUUCAUGAUGGUCCUGGAUAGCUUGUUAUAUGGAAUGAUGACUUGGUACAUUGAGUCUGUUUUUCCAGGUCAAUAUGGCAUUCCCAGACCUUGGUACUUCCCCUUUAUGAAAUCCUAUUGGUUUGGUGAGGAAUCUGGGGGACAGUGGCUCCCUUCUCAUGCUGCAGGAUCAUCAGAAAUUUGUAUGGAAGAAGAGCCAAGCCAUCUUCCCCUUGGAGUCUCCAUUAAGAACUUGGUGAAAGUUUACCGUGAUGGCAAGAAGCUGGCUAUAGAUGGUCUUACACUGAAUUUCUAUGAAGGGCAAAUUACCUCCUUCUUAGGGCACAAUGGAGCAGGAAAAACUACCACGAUGUCCAUUUUGACUGGCUUAUUCCCCCCAACCUCAGGCACAGCCUUUAUCCUGGGUAAAGACAUCCGUUCUGAACUCAGCACUAUCCGGAAGAAUCUGGGUGUUUGUCCUCAACACAAUGUCUUGUUUGAUGAGCUGACAGUGGAAGAACACAUUUGGUUUUACGCACGCCUGAAGGGGCUGCCAAAAAACCUGGUGAAAAAGGAAAUGGAACAAAUGGCUACAGAUGUUGGCUUGCCUCACAAACUGAAAUCUAAGACAAGCCAACUCUCUG